AUGGCGCCUAUUGCGUUAGCGCGUUUGGUCGCGUUGCAGGCCCAUCGGAAGGCCGAGAUCGAGCAAAUCGGGUCUCGAAUGAGGGAGCGCGCGCCCGACACGCUCAACCGUGUCAUCGUGCAAACUCGUGUAGAUACUAUCAGGGAGAUCUGGGCCGAAGCCCGCAAGACGCACCACGACAUUACCUUACGUGCUGAAUCAGAGGAGCAUCCGUACACUGUCGAAAACGAGUUUCAAGCGAUGCGCUGUGCUUACGAGGACGCUUCUGACUGGCUCAUCACGACCCUCGCUAACCUCCCGUCGGAGGACAAUCACAAUCCGCGCAGACGUACACGCGAGGACGAUGAGAUAGAUGACCAACUCGCGAAACUCCCACGCUUAGACCUACCGUCGUUCUCGGGAAAUUAUGAGGAUUGGGACAGUUUCGCGGACAUAUUCCGCACUCUUGUGCACAAUGCUCCACGUCUCGCCGACACGGCGAAGCUUCAAUACCUUAAGUCGUGUUUGACAGGCGCUGCAGGGGAACUCGUGAAAGAUGUAGCGAUCAUUGGAGUCAACUAUAUUUCUACCUGGAAAGCGCUUCAUGAUCGUUUCCACAACCCGCGCUUAACCAUUAAUAAGUUGCUCGACUCGCUGUUCAACAUGCCGUACUUAAAGAAAGAGUCUGCUGUGGAUUUGAGCGCGUUCGUCGACGAAGUUCAGCGAAUCAUCCGUGCACUCACCAAUCUACGAACACCCGUACAGCACUGGGACAUUUGGCUUGUGCACGCAAUGGAGAUACGUCUAGAUCCUGAGUCGAGAAAGAUCUGGGAGAGCGAAUUAAUCUAUCGCGAACGGCAGACGACCACAAUCACGAUCGAAGGAUCAGAUGGAAACCCAUGGCGCUUCGCCAAGUUCGUGGAUCUAGUCGCGUUCUUAGAACGAAGGGCUCAAUCACUACUCGCGAUUCAUGCAGAUAAGGACGAGAAAAAAGGACCGUCUACCAACAGCUCGAACCAUAACUCGCGCCGCGUUCAUCACGCUAACGCAUCCUUGCCAGCGAGAACGUCUAGGUGCGCUCUAUGUGCGGGAGAGCACUUCAUUUCGCGUUGCCCGACUUACCUUGCUAAAAAGGUCCACGAACGUCAGAGCGACGUGCGUCAAUUGAAGCUCUGCUUUAAUUGCCUCGGCCAGCAUAAGUUCAAUAAGUGCAGGUCGACGUACACAUGCAAGGUCUGUCGUGAAAAACAUCACUCGACGCUCCAUCGACCGAGUAACAACCCUAGUAGCGCCGCGCCCAAAAGCACGCAGAAUGGCACGAAUGCGAGUACCGAAUCGGAAGUCCGAGCGAAUGUCGCACGAAUAGGCGCACACCGCGGCAUCGCGGCGCAUGCAUGCAACAGGAGUGUGCCCGAAGAUGACUGCCCAGUUCUCCUAGCCACCGCCUUGGUGAAAGUCGCAAGCCCCGAUGGAAGGGAAGUCGGUGCUCGGGCACUCCUAGACCAGGGUUCUGAGGCGACCUUCGUGUCCGAGUCGCUUGUUCAACUGCUCGGACUCUCGAGGGAUCGCGUACACACUAAUUUAACCGGUGUGGGAGGGUGCGCGGCUGGAUUAGUAAAAUCCGCAACUCGCUUCACAUUACGAUCACGAUCGGACGCGAGUUUUCAAAAGCAGGUCAACGCGUUUAUCUUACCACGACUUACCUCUGAUUUGCCAUCGCGCGCCUCCACGAAACAGGACCUCACGCAGCUUGAGGUUUUACCUUUGGCCGAUCCUUUCUUUAAUACGUCGGGUCGGAUCGAUCUGAUGAUCGGAGCCGACCUCUACGGUCAGCUGCUGCGCCCGGGCCUCAAGCAGGUUUCGAGCUCGGGCUUGGUCGCGCAAAACACUGCAUUCGGGUGGAUAAUAUCGGGCCCCACUUACAAACCCUCGUCACGGCGGGCGGUACACGCAAACUGUGCAUCGAUCAAAGUCCUUCGGUGCGUAGUCAAUAGUGACCUGAGCGAGCUGCUACAACGCUUCUGGACGCUUGAGGAGGUGCCGGCCGUCACCGAUUCACUAAAACCGGACGAUAAAGCGUGCGAGAAGUUUUUUACUGAAACGCAUAAGCGAGGAAGCGAUGGUCGUUACCAGGUACGCCUUCCGCGUGUAGAAGAGAUACCGCGCGUCGGUAUGGAAACGCAGCGUAUGGCCUUGUUCUCGUUGACGUAUCAGCACAAGCGCUUGGCUCGUGAUCCGCAGCUCAACCGCGCGUACACGGAAUUCAUGCAGACCUACUAUGACCUCGGCCACAUGGAGCGGGUCCCCGACCAUGAGAGAAACAAUCCCUACGCGUGGUACCUGCCACACCACGCGGUUAUGCAGGCUGCCGCGAUACCGCCGAAGAUACGCGUUGUUUUCGAUGCGUCGCGUCAAACUCGGGACAAGCACAGCUUGAACGACUUUCUCAUGGCCGGGCCCCCGCUUCAAAGUGAGCUUGACCUCAUUUUACUCAAUUGGCGUAGAUAUCGCUAUGGCUUCACUGCCGACAUAGUGAAAAUGUUUCGACAAAUUCGUGUAGCGCGCGAAGAUCAGGACCUCCAGCGCAUCGUAUGGUCACCUGUCGCCGAGUCACCCCCCAUUCACUAUAGACUGACGACGGUAACCUACGGUACUUCCUGCGCGCCAUACCUAGCUAUUCGUACUCUUCUACAGCUAGCUCGCGACGAAGAGAAACGCUUCCCACUCGGCGCGGCCUGUCUCGAGUCAGAAACGUAUGUCGAUGAUACUUUCGCCGGCGCGGACGACCUCGCAAGCGCCAUACAGAAACGCGACGAAUUGAUAGCCAUCCUGAGAUCGGCCGGCGUCAAGUUGGACAAAUGGGCGGCUACGCACCCCGAGCUACUACCUUCAAGCACGACGCAAGGCAACGGCUGCGUGUCGAAGGAAAUCGACAGCGAGAAGGCAGUGAAAACCCUCGGUGUGCACUGGUCGCCUUCGCUGGACUGCUUCAGUUUCACCAUCGGUGAGAUCGAGUGCCGUCGCGAAAAACUGACCAAGCGAACUAUCUCCUCCGAUAUCGCGCGCUUAUUCGACCCACUAGGCUGGCUCGCGCCAAUCACCAUGACCGCAAAGACCAUCCUGCAAGAUUUAUGGCUCGAAAAGGUAGACUGGGACGCCCGCGUGUCAGGUGAAGUUUUUGAUAGAUGGCUCACCUACUGCCGCUCCUUAGGCCUUCUCUCGUCGUUAUCCGUGCCUCGUUGGUUAGGCCUCUCGCAGCGUAAGUCAUACGAGGUACAUGGCUUUUCGGAUGCCUCCAAACGUGCGUACGCUGCCGUUGUCUACCUGCGGAUUGAUAACGGUGACGGUACCUUUGCCGUUUCGCUACUCGCGGCUAAAACAAAGGUCGCGCCCGUGAAAACUGUUAGCAUACCUAACCUUGAGUUGCUCGGCGCAGUGUUGACAGUUAAGCUCGUCCGCCACCUGCAGGGGCUCGAGUUCGUGAGGUCCGCGCCGGUGCGCCUAUGGUCAGACAGCCGAAUCGUCCUCAUGUGGCUUAAAAAACAUCCGUGCCACUGGAAGACGUUCGUCGCUAACCGCGUCUCGCUCAUACAGACCGAGUUACCUUCUGCGACGUGGGAUCAUGUACCCACGAAACAGAACCCGGCUGACAUAGCUUCUCGCGGCGCUACCCCCGCCGAACUAAAAUCGCUCGAUCUAUGGUGGCAGGGUCCACCCUGGCUCGCUUCUCACUCACAAGCAUGGCCUCAGUCGCCAGAAACGGUGCAAAUCUUGCACACAAAGUCGAGAAAUGACGAACCAGAGAUGUUGUCGCGGUAUUCGACCUUAACCAGAUUGACACGCGUGACAGCUUGGUGUUUGCGACCGUUUUUACAAUAUACGCGGCGCAAGGCGCAAGAGGGUUUAUACACCCCGUUCCUCUCGACGGCAGAGCUCGACAACGCCCGGCAGGCGAUCUUGAAGCUUGCUCAGUCGCACGUAUUCGCCUGUGAGAUCGAGCUUUUACGGGACGGUAAGGGCCUGCCCAGACGACACGCUUUGCACUCAUUGAGGCCGUUCCUCGAUAGCGACGGAGUCUUGCGGGUGGGAGGCCGCUUAAGUAACGCGCCGCUACCUUCUCACGUGCGAAAUCCGCCGAUUCUACCUCGUCAAUCGGCCCUUAGUCGAUUAUUCGUCGCUCAUGCGCACUGUAAAGCCCUACAUGGUGGACCUACUCUAACCACAAGUGUUCUGUUGCGAUUCGCAUGGAUCAUAGGUAUGCGUGCGCUUAUCAAGUCCGCGAUCCGCAAAUGCGUAAAGUGCCAACGCCACAAACCCCGCUUGGCCCAUCAACUAAUGGGCAACCUACCAGCCGAGCGAGUGACGCCUGCUCGCCCUUUCACCACCACCGGCUUGGACUACGCCGGACCGUUCCAAGUGCGUACCUCCAAGGGCCGUGGCCAACGCGCUUUCAAAGGAUAUAUCGCCUUAUUUGUUUGUUUUGCCACCAAGGCGAUACAUCUGGAACUGGUGAGCGACCCAACAACACCUUCAGACGACAUGUCGCUUGUCUCGCACCGCUGA
Phymastichus coffea is the source of this 4542-nucleotide messenger RNA. RefSeq lists its product as uncharacterized. The record is from RefSeq and is a predicted model, not a curated record. Gene Ontology annotation, biological process: proteolysis. Lineage: Eukaryota; Metazoa; Arthropoda; Insecta; Hymenoptera; Eulophidae. Gene Ontology annotation, molecular function: nucleic acid binding; aspartic-type endopeptidase activity. The transcript has a single exon. The coding region runs from base 1 to 4542 and encodes 1513 amino acids.